Messenger RNA from Paramecium octaurelia, 1151 nucleotides. Lineage: Eukaryota; Ciliophora; Oligohymenophorea; Peniculida; Parameciidae. The record is from the annotation of a GenBank genome assembly.
AUGAAAUCAAUUAUUCUGAUUGCCCUCAUUGCUGUGGCCUUUACAGCCAGAGUCCAAGAGAGAAAUAUGGCCAAGGUUUAAGCUGAUUUGGCUAAAAGCACCUAUGGAAAAGCCUUACUUCAUUUGGUUGAAUUGCACUCAAUGGCUGGAGGACCAGUCUAAGAAUUGAUUGAUGCUAUUGAAGAGCUCAUCAACGAUUUGGAAGAGGAAUUGGAAGAAUUAGAAUUCAACUUCUAAGUGAGAACAAACGAGCACAAUGCCUUAGUAGUCAGUUUGGAAUAAGACAUCCAAGAUGCUGUAAUUGGUAUUGAGUAUUUUGAAUAAUCAAGAUGUCAAUAACACACAAGACACUUUGGACAAUCUCCUUUACCCAAGAAGAGCCUAAAUCUAAAGCAAGAUUGAUUCUGUCAUUGGAUAUCAAGAGGACAACAGAAAGAAUUAUGAUGAAGCAAUCUUAGUUAGAGAAUAAGAACACGAGGCCUUCGAAGCAUAAAUUGCUGAAUUGAAUGAUGCUACUGCUUCAGUCGAUGAUGCCUUGGCUCUUCUUGCCUCACUCACAAACCCAUCAUUGUUGUAGAUCAGAAGAUUCUAAAAUACACUCAAGAACAUUGAAAACAAGAUCAGAUCAAGAUCAAGAAUGGCACCCAUGAUCAAAGCUUUGAUUAAUUUGGCUUCCAAUCAAAACUUCUCAAAUCAAGACGUAUUGAAGAACAUUGUUGAUGCUCUCAACGAAUUCAGAAAUGCAGUCGUCGAUCAAAUCAAUGAUUUGACAGCCUAAGAAGCUUAAGACGUUAUUGAUCACGAGGCUUAUCUUGAAUAAUUAGAUGAUGAAUACAGUGAAUUCUAAAGAUAAAUUAACAGAGCAACUGUCGAUUUGACUGCCACCAAUGGUAAACACAUUUGAUUUAUCUUCCAUAGAGAAAAUCGAUUCAAUGACUGAAUUCAGAGACUAAAGAGCUGCUGAUUAAAAACAAUACACUGCUGAAUUAGAAUUAGAGAACAACACCUAUGCUGAAGAAACUGACAUCUAUACCAACACCAAGAACGAAUUCACCAGAGAAUUGGGAGUUAGUGAACAAGCUUUAGCCCUCGUUUAAAGCGUAGAUUUCUCAAACAUCAAAGUUUGAUAUUCAUCCAAAAUAUAAUCAUAU